AACGAAAAUGAUUCAAAAUAACAGAAAAAUUCAAAUGCUGUUGAAGCAGAGCAGAAAAUAUAGGAUGUUAGCUUUGAUAUCUAGGAAGCUCUACAGGAAAUACGUUUCGUUACUCUCUAGUCCGGUUAAAUCCCGAAAACGUAGGGUGUGGUCAACUGUAGAAAAUUCUAGAUUUUGGGAAGAUGAAGUACCAAAGUUUAGUGAUAAAAAGUUCAAAAACACGUUUCGGGUUGACAGAUGUACGUUUAAUUUGUUGGUCAAAAAAUUACAUCGCCUGCAAAGAGAAGAUACUCUUUGGCGGUCUGCUAUUCGGUUGGAGAAACGCAUCGCUAUUGCCCUAUAUGCUUUCGGAUCGUCAGCGGAAUAUAGAACUAUUGGAAGUCUAUUCGGUGUAGGAAGAAUAACUACGGGUGAACUGGUCAUUGAAAUCGGCAAUGCGGUUGUAGAUGUUGUGCAACACGAAGUGUUUGACGCAUACCCACCAACCUCGGAGAAGAUAUCAGAAAUAGUCGGUGGCUUCGAGAAACUGGGUUUUCCACAAUGCUACGGUGCCAUUGAUGGAUGCCAUAUAGAAGUCAAAGUACCAAAAAAUGAGGCAACCGACUACUAUAACUUCAAAGGAUGGCAUUCGGUUAUUCUGUUUGCUGCGGUGGAUCAUCGUUACCGGUUCACAUAUAUCAACGUAGGAGUUCCUGGCCGUUCAAAUGAUUCAACUAUUUUUGAGAACUCCAAACUCAAAAAAGUACACUGCACGAACGAGACAUUUAAGGCGCAUUCGAAACUAAUCGAAGGGGUUGUAGUACCGAUGCUGUUGAUCGGCGAUUCGGCUUUCAGACUGUCAAACCAGCAUGCCGACGGGUUGUAG
Molecule: messenger RNA, 865 nt
Organism: Toxorhynchites rutilus septentrionalis
Lineage: Eukaryota; Metazoa; Arthropoda; Insecta; Diptera; Culicidae
Exons: 3
Coding region: 8-865 (285 amino acids)
Source: RefSeq, a predicted model, not a curated record